Messenger RNA from Truncatella angustata, 468 nucleotides. Its product is annotated as ubiquitin-conjugating enzyme. Gene Ontology annotation, cellular component: nucleus. Bases 1 to 468 code for a protein of 155 amino acids. NCBI's taxonomy places the organism in Eukaryota, Fungi, Ascomycota, Sordariomycetes, Amphisphaeriales, Sporocadaceae. Gene Ontology annotation, molecular function: ubiquitin conjugating enzyme activity. The transcript has 2 exons. Gene Ontology annotation, biological process: protein polyubiquitination. The record is from RefSeq and is a predicted model, not a curated record.
AUGGCAUCCAAGCGCAUUGUCAAGGAGUUGGACGAAUGCCAAAAGGCUCCACCGCCUGAUACCUCUAUCGCAUAUAAUGAGUCCGACAUUCACAAGUGGACUGUCACCCUCGCCGGCCCUGAAGGCUCUGUCUACCAAGGAGGCUCCUUUGUUCUCACCCUCAAGCUGCCCACCGACUACCCAUUCAAGGCACCCGUUGUCACAUUCGAUACACGCAUCUACCAUCCCAAUGUCACCAACGACAGCCAGGGCAACAUAUGCCUGUCCAUCUUGAAGAGCGAGAACUGGAAACCCGCCAGCCGCAUAAAGGGCGUCCUUGAAGCAAUCCGCAAUCUGCUCGUCGAACCCAACCCAGACGACCCCCUGGAACAGAGAAUCGCCGAAGAGUAUAGGAAUGACCGCACCAGCUUCGACAAGAAUGCGAAGCAAUACGUAGAACGCUAUGCCAAGGGUGACGCCAAGAAGUGA